Messenger RNA from Hyaena hyaena (striped hyena), 569 nucleotides. Its product is annotated as histone H4. Gene Ontology annotation, biological process: nucleosome assembly. Gene Ontology annotation, molecular function: protein heterodimerization activity; structural constituent of chromatin; DNA binding. The record is from RefSeq and is a predicted model, not a curated record. Gene Ontology annotation, cellular component: nucleosome. Lineage: Eukaryota; Metazoa; Chordata; Mammalia; Carnivora; Hyaenidae.
CCCACUUGCUCGAGGUUUUCAAACAGGUCCGCCGCCAGGCAACAUAAGGAUUGGUCUACGCUCCGGUAGCCACUAGCCUCUCGCUCUUCGGAGUUGAGUGCUUUCUACGCCGGGAGGAUGUCCGGUCGCGGGAAAGGCGGCAAAGGGCUGGGGAAGGGAGGCGCCAAGCGCCACCGGGAGGUCUUGCGGGACAACAUCCAGGUGGCCCGCCGCGGGGGCGUCAAGCGCCUUUCUGGGCUCACCUACGAGGAGACGCGCGGGGUGCUCGAGGUGUUCCUGGAGAACGUGAUCCGCGACGCCGUGACGUACACGGAGCACGCCAAGCGGAAGGCCGUCACGGCCAUGGACGUGGUGUACGCGCUGAAGCGCCAGGGCCGCACCUUGUACGGCUUCGGCGGCUUGUCUGCGGGUCCCUAACGGCCCUUCUAAGGGCCCCCAGGACGUCAAGGAAAGAGCGAACGCUCGGCGUUCACUGUGCGCAUGUGGCGUGUAGACGCGGGUCGGCGCGUUAGCGACGCCCAGCCCUGCGCCGUGGAGCUGCCUGUCCCGGCGGGUGGCUAGCGGCGGGC